AUGGCAAACGGAACCGGUACUAUCAUGUUAAAAUGUGUCGUUGUGGGAGACGGUGCAGUGGGGAAAACGUGUCUUCUGAUGAGCUAUGCCAAUGACGCUUUUCCAGAAGAAUAUGUCCCAACUGUCUUUGAUCAUUAUGCAGUGAGUGUCAAUGUCGGAGGAAAGCAGUACUUGAUGGGGCUGUAUGACACUGCUGGCCAGGAGGACUAUGAUCGACUCAGACCGUUGUCCUACCCGAUGACCGACGUUUUCCUUAUCUGCUUUUCUGUGGUCAACCCUGCCAGUUUCCAGAAUGUACGUGAAGAAUGGGUGCCAGAGUUGCAGGAAUAUGCGCCGAAUGUCCCUUACUUGCUCAUUGGCACCCAGAUUGACCUACGUGACGACCCAAAGACCAUUGCCAAACUGAAUGAUAUGAAGGAAAAACCUAUCGUGACCGAGCAAGGCCUGAAACUGGCAAAGGAGAUUGGUGCAUGUUGCUAUGUGGAGUGUUCAGCACUAACCCAGAAAGGACUGAAGACUGUUUUUGAUGAGGCCAUCAUUGCCAUUUUGACUCCCAAGAGAAAGAAGGGAGCACUCAAGAGAAGACUGGGACCCCGUUGUAUUAACUGCUGCCUGAUCACAUGA
Nerophis lumbriciformis (worm pipefish) is the source of this 624-nucleotide messenger RNA. The record is from RefSeq and is a predicted model, not a curated record. Lineage: Eukaryota; Metazoa; Chordata; Actinopteri; Syngnathiformes; Syngnathidae.